Molecule: messenger RNA, 1130 nt
Organism: Scophthalmus maximus (turbot)
Lineage: Eukaryota; Metazoa; Chordata; Actinopteri; Pleuronectiformes; Scophthalmidae
Gene: c1ql2
Product: complement component 1, q subcomponent-like 2
Exons: 2
Coding region: 275-1054 (259 amino acids)
Molecular function (GO): protein binding
Source: RefSeq, a predicted model, not a curated record
CGCAGCUGGACGCGCGCUCCGUUCCAUCCAGCCCAGACGCGCCCCCGCUCCCCGGUCACAGCCGCUGCCCAGGGGCUCGGAGCCACCACAGCUGGUCUGGACCGAGGGAUGCGCACUUCAAUUAACUUCACCCUUUGUUUUUUAUCGUGCUGAAAGGCCCCUGUCCUCCGUCACGAUUCCCCCCCAGGGCGGCUCCACGGAUUUUCUAUCGUCCAUCUGUCCCCGACCCGUGCGGAGGAAGUGGUCGGUGCUCUUUCUGGUGACCGCCGUCGCGAUGGUCUUGCUGGCUCUGGUCGUCGCUGUCCCGAUACUGCUGCUCCGCACCCCCGAGACCUCCGCUCAUUACUACGAGAUGAUGGGCACCUGUCGGAUGGUUUGCGACCCGUACACCCCCAAACCGGGAGGUGCCACCGCCAUGGAGGUGAUCCAGAACCUCAAUGAUGUCGCCCCGCAGCCGCCGAUGGCGCAAGGCAGUCGCGGGGACCCGGGGAGACCGGGGAGACCGGGACCAAGGGGCCCGCCGGGAGAACCGGGACCUCCGGGGCCGAGGGGGCCGCCGGGACAGCGCGGCAACAGUAAACUCGCUUUCCCCGUGAUAACCGGAGCUGCGGGGGCAGAGACCGCAGACACCGACGGUGUGAACUCCACGACCAACAGCUUCAAGAUCGCGUUCUACGUCGGUCUGAAGAAUCCGCAUGAGGGAUACGAGGUGUUAAAGUUUGACGACGUGAUUACAAACUUGGGGAACCACUACGACUCGAGCACCGGGAAGUUCACCUGCCAUGUGUCCGGGAUCUAUUUCUUCACCUACCACGUGCUGAUGCGGGGGGGAGACGGAACCAGCAUGUGGGCCGACUUGUGCAAAAACGGACAGGUUCGGGCCAGUGCCAUAGCUCAGGACGCAGACCAGAACUACGACUACGCCAGCAACAGUGCCGUGCUGCACUUGGACUCUGGAGACGAGGUCUACGUCAAACUGGACGGCGGCAAAGCUCACGGGGGCAACAACAACAAGUACAGCACCUUCUCCGGCUUCAUCUUGUACCCCGACUAAACCCGCCGCUGCACGUCCAUGGACAGUGAACUGAAAAUUGUUUCCAGUAAAGUAUGUGGUCUAAAUAUGUUUCUCU